Quercus lobata is the source of this 342-nucleotide messenger RNA. Its product is annotated as protein BOLA1, chloroplastic-like. Bases 1 to 342 code for a protein of 113 amino acids. Gene Ontology annotation, cellular component: chloroplast. The transcript has a single exon. Lineage: Eukaryota; Viridiplantae; Streptophyta; Magnoliopsida; Fagales; Fagaceae. Gene Ontology annotation, biological process: iron-sulfur cluster assembly. The record is from RefSeq and is a predicted model, not a curated record.
AUGGGUUCUCGAGUAGUGGUAACAAGGGCGAAUAGAAUAAAGGCAAAGUUGCAAUCGGCACUGGAAGCCACCGCUUUGGAGAUCGACGACGUGUCGUACCAGCACGCUGGACAUGCCGCCGUCAGAGCCAGCACUGCAGAAGGCCAGAGUGAGACUCACUUCAACGUCAAGAUCGUCUCCCCAAAGUUCGACGGACAGAGCCUCCUCAAACGCCAUCGUUUGGUCUAUGAUGCUCUUGCCGACGAGCUUCACUCUGGUCUACACGCUCUUUCUAUUGUCGCUAACACACCCCAAGAAGCUGAAGCCAAAACCAAAACCCAAAACCCAACACCCAAUAAAUAA